AUGCAACUAGCUGCAACUAUUCAUUGACAGAUAUGCCACUCAACGGCUGAAUUUUCAGCUUGAAGUUGAUCGAGAAAAGAUGUCUCAUUCCAAGUUUCAGCCCUUUUUAUCCUGGUGUCAAAUAUGACAGUAAUUUCUAUACUAAAGCUCUGCUGUAUUCAGGUAAAAAACAAAGAAAACAUAAAAAAUAGCAUAUUUGAAGAAGAAGUUCUGACUAAUUCAGUAUGCUGCUUCAUGAUUAUUAAAUUAUUUAUCCAAAUCAGUAUUACUAAUUAA
Molecule: messenger RNA, 276 nt
Organism: Blepharisma stoltei
Lineage: Eukaryota; Ciliophora; Heterotrichea; Heterotrichida; Blepharismidae
Source: the annotation of a GenBank genome assembly